Molecule: messenger RNA, 2566 nt
Organism: Myzus persicae (green peach aphid)
Lineage: Eukaryota; Metazoa; Arthropoda; Insecta; Hemiptera; Aphididae
Gene: Sdc
Product: syndecan
Exons: 4
Coding region: 447-1319 (290 amino acids)
Biological process (GO): cell migration
Cellular component (GO): cell surface; membrane
Source: RefSeq, a predicted model, not a curated record
AAAUACUUGUGCGAACCAUCGCCGCCGCCGUCGUCCGUCAUCGAAUUCGUUCGUUUGUUUGUUUGUUUGUUUGUUCGUUCGUUGUUUCAUACGUUCGUCGAGUCCGCAACACCCGCGCUCCAUUGUUUUUAUCGUUGGACGUUGUCGCAUGCACCCGCAUAUCGGCAGCACGACACCACCCCGUACGCGCGCACAGUGCAGUGCACACACGGUGCGGCCAAACACCAGUCGCGUCCAUGACAAUAUCAACGCCGUCCGCGCGCACCAACAACGCCGCUGCUUCGUCUCCGUCUCCGUCUCCGUCGUUGCUGUAGCCGUCGUUUCCCGUCGUACAGUAGGGAAACCGUUCUCGGCCACAUACGCCCGCCGUCUCCGUCGUCGUCCAGCACAGAGCCGUCGCCACUGAACCACCGCCGCCACUGAUUACCGUCGACUCAGCCGCCGCCAUGGGACCGAAAAUCGUUUGCCUGGCGGUCGUCUGCAUUUUUCUUGUGCACAACGUGCUUGCACAAUCUAACAAAAAUGUUUCAUCUACUAAACCAUUAAAACCAUAUAAGGAAGAAUUAUUUAUUGAUGAUGAAUCUGAAAAUGCGGAUGAUGGUGACACCGAUAAAUUAGGUGCUGAUGAUAUGAUGCUAGGCGAAGAAGGUAGUGGUAUGGGUCCCCCAUCAAAAGGAACAGGGGCUGAAGAUAUGGAAUCUAGUGGUUCUGGCUAUGGACCCGAUGAUGAGGAUGCACAAGUUGGUGGUAAAAGCAAAGGUAAAGCAGGUGUUGAUUCUGAAGAAGAUGAAGACGAUAUGGAUGAUGGUGAUGAUGAAGAUGAAGAUGACACUGAAGAUUUUGAUACAGAAAAGCCACAAAAGGUGUUUAAUCCUGUAACUACUACAUCAACUACGACUACAACAGUUAAGAGUCUCGAUGAAGAAUCUAAUUUCCCCGAAGAGCCCAAACAAAACAUUGAUGAUGUCAAUUUGGCACCCAGUGUACCUAGUGCACCUGAAGUACCUCAGACUACAUCUACGUCUACUCUUCCUCCACCUCCUUCCAAUGCUAUUGAUGAACAUUCUAGCAGUAACGGAGUGUAUAUAAGUCCAAACAGCCACCCUGAGCGAACAUCUUCAUUUUUCGCACAACCUGGCAUACUUGCAGCUGUUAUUGGUGGUGCUGUUGUGGGAUUGUUAUGCGCAAUUCUAGUGGUUAUGUUCAUUGUAUACAGGAUGCGUAAAAAGGACGAGGGUUCUUAUCCCUUAGAAGAAACUAAACGUUCACCAGCCACAAAUCCAUACCUAAAAUCUUCACAUCGCGAAUUUUAUGCAUGAGUACAUUCGUAAAUUGGUUUUUACUUGAGCCUAUGAACAUAGUAUACGUUAUAAUAAUAAUAUUGUUUUUAUCACCUCCUUCCCCGUAAGACCAUUUAACUAUUCCAAAGGCAGCUAUAUGACUUCUAGUCACAAAUACAUUUAUAUAUACUAUAUAUAAAUGAUAAAUAGAGUUUCAUUAUAAAUUAUCGAUCUUUUAAAACACAAAAAUAUUAUUUUAUCUACCAUUACUCUCCUUAAGAAAUUGUACAAAAUUUUUUUUAUUUUCUUAUAUUUUGAAUUAGUCAGAUUAUUGUCACCUAUAGUGCAACUAAGUUAAGAUGACCAAUCAUGCAGAAAAGAGGAGCUUAUUUUAAACCCUGCCGACACGACAGUCAAAAUAUGGUCUAUCAGUUGAUGCUUCAUGUUGUUGGGCCUGACCGAAACAAACAUGACCAGGCAACUGACAUGUUAUGCCUCCUGGUCAUCUUAACUUGGUUGCACUAUACCUAAUUGUCUUCCGUAAUCCCCUUUUAAUGUUAAAUAUAUAUAAAAUGUUAAUAUUAAUUGGCUGGAUCUAUACCAAACUGGUGACUAUUGAAUCAUAUCAUUGUCAUAUUGGUUUUAUGGAUAACCUCAGAGGCAGGCUUCCGUUUUUAAUUUUUAUAGAUUCUCACAUACAGAGAACAAGACUAAUAUUAAGAUCAUAAAAUGCCAAUUGAUUUCAAAACAUAAAACCAGUUUGGUCUGGCCUGCUUUAUAUUAUUAAUUAAAAUGUACUGAUAAUUGCAAAUCAAUUUAAAUUAAAUUAUACUAUUAUUUGUUGAAAUUAAUUUUUGUUAAGUAUAAAUAUUAGGCAGUAUUAAGUGGAAUUAUGAUGGUUCAUUAAACUUAAGACCAAUCUUAAGAAGAAUAAAUUGAAGAUAAUAAAGAAUGUGUAGUCUUUAAUUUAAAGACUUAAACAAUGUAGAACCUUAGCCAACUUAAAUAUGUGCCAUCUUUUCGUUGGGCCUCCCUUCUGUUCAUAUAUUUUGAAGUGUUUUCCAAUUUUAACACUUUGUACAUAAUAUUUAGGCAUAACAAAUUAUUAUUAUUUUUAUUAUUAUUAGUUAUUAUUUAUAGUUUUCCAAUAUUUUUUAUUUUAUAAUAAUUAUAUUUAUUUAGUCUAGCAUGGAACUAAUUAAUAGCGAAUAUACUUUUCACUAUUGCGUUUUUUAUACAUACGUAAUUGUACGUACUGGUAUAACAAAAUAAACUUAUGCUGCCUA